This is a messenger RNA of Sphaerodactylus townsendi, 2458 nucleotides long. RefSeq names its product solute carrier family 25 member 38 (gene SLC25A38). Gene Ontology annotation, biological process: glycine import into mitochondrion. NCBI's taxonomy places the organism in Eukaryota, Metazoa, Chordata, Lepidosauria, Squamata, Sphaerodactylidae. Gene Ontology annotation, molecular function: glycine transmembrane transporter activity. The transcript is spliced from 7 exons. The record is from RefSeq and is a predicted model, not a curated record. Gene Ontology annotation, cellular component: mitochondrion; mitochondrial inner membrane. Bases 131 to 976 code for a protein of 281 amino acids.
GCUCGCCGUGCCCGGAUGAGAACUGCGUGGAUCGCCUGUAACGACGAGGUCGCAAGUGUGGCUGCAAAGUUGGGUUGGAGCGGUGGAGGAGCGCCAGAGCUCUCCCGGGAGAGAGAGCGAGGCUGCACCGAUGCACCCUGUGCUGAAAGCUUUUGUUUGUGGCUCCAUCAGUGGAACCUGCUCCACCUUGCUAUUCCAGCCUCUAGAUCUCCUUAAGACCCGCUUACAGACCCUGCAACCAUCUGUCAAUGGGUCAGGUCGUGUUGGGAUGGUCACUCUGCUAUUUAAGGUUGUUCGCACAGAAAGCAUCUUGGGACUGUGGAAAGGUGUUUCUCCCUCAUUUGCAAGAUGCAUUCCAGGAGUGGGGAUUUACUUCAGCACUUUGUAUAUGAUAAAUCAGCAAUUUCUGCCGCAUCGGUUGCCUACAGCUUUGGAAUCGGUUCUGCUGGGGGCAGCCUCUCGUACAAUUGCUGUCGUUUGCAUGUUACCUGUCACUGUAGUGAAAACACGAUACGAGAGUGGAAGGUAUGGCUAUGAGAGCGUGCAUGGAGCCCUGAGAAAUAUCUACCGGUCAGAGGGGGUCCAUGGCUUGUUUAGUGGCCUGACAGCAACACUCCUGCGAGAUGCCCCCUUCUCUGGCAUCUAUCUAAUGUUCUACAUGCAGACCAAAAAGAUGAUACCUUAUGAUCAGUUGGAUCCAGCACUCACACCUGUAGUGAGUUUUGGCUGUGGAACUUUUGCUGGAAUUCUGGCGUCUCUGGCUACACAGCCUGCUGAUGUAAUCAAAACCUAUAUGCAGCUGUCAUCUGGAAAACCUCAUCGGACAGGAGAAGUGAUUCCUUUAAUUUUCAGGGAUCAUGGGCUGGUUGGCUUCUUCCGUGGUGCUGUCCCAAGAGCUUUGCGACGCACACUGAUGGCAGCAAUGGCAUGGACUGUGUAUGAGCAAAUGAUGUCAAAAGUGGGCUUGAAAUCUUGAUUUUCUGGGGCUGGAAGACAAAUAGCCUGACUUUUGUUCUUCUACCUGGUGAGAAGGAGCUGCGAACAAUUUCCUAUGGAAGGAUGAUUUGUUUCCAUUGUGGGAAAGCAUCGCAGUGUUGUCAGGCCAAGAAAGCUUCCCUCAUCAAAACGGGAGUAGAGGGAAACACUGCUUUGAUCAGGAUGGUGAAAUCAUUCCAGGGAGAGCAUCAGACCUGAGUUGUGAGAAGUGUUUUAAACUAUGGUGUUGUAUUUAAGCGAGGCAGCUAAGAAAGCUUCUGGAAAGUACUCUUCAGCCAUUUAGGCUGAGAAUCUUCAGAAAAGAACAUAGUAAAGACUCUUGGUAGAGAUAUACUGGCAACUGGGACUUGUAGACCUUGAAACUUAUUACUGUCCUUGUCAGCAAGUCCGGCCUCCUUGAUUGUGUGAUAUCUCUUCCAUUCUCUCAUCUUUCCAGCAUGUGGUCUAACAUGACAAAUGCAUGUAAAGGGAGAAGUUUACAAGAUUUACUUUGUAUCCAUCUCUUUUGUAAGGUACAGUUGGGAGUUAGAGACGAAUGAACACUGACUGAAAACUGCUGUGGGAAACAGUGAUUUUACCAUAAGUUUACUCUGUUGAACAAUGUAGCCCUGAAGUUUCAUUUACAUGUCCUUUGUUUUAUUGAACACCACUUGAUGUACUUAAAUUGUCCUCAUUAAGUGACCCUAAACUGAUAGGGUUACUUUGCCCACUUUUCUGGGUUCAUAAAACACGGGGGGGGGGGGGGGGGGACGGGACUAUUUUUUAAAAAAACUUUACGAGUCACAUGUAGCACUAAUCACUUUUAUCAUAAGCACUAUAAUUUCACCAUUGAAACCACACUUCCUGAAAACUGCUGCCCUGAAGUCUUGGUUAGUGUUUGGCUUUUGUCUUGAUGAGUACUGCCUAACUGUGUCACUGUGCACUUCAGUUCAUGGAUUGAUCUUAGAAUCUAUGCUUUCCUGUUACAAUUGGCUUUCCUGAAAACUCUUAUCCCAAACAUUAAGUGGAGGGAAAAACUCUCUCUGGAAUGUUUGUCUUGAAAACUGCAACCUUGUGUAAUAAUUUCUGCCAAAGUUGUUUUAUAUUUUGAAAAGCUUUAGUGACCCCUGCAAAGUUUUGAAUCCUGUAAGCCUGGCUAGAAAACGUCCAUCUUGACUUUGGGCUUGGAAGGAAUUGAAGCAAUUGAAAAACAUUGUCUUUGGCCACUUAUUUUUAUGUAGUGGAUGUCUAUAAUUUAAAAAUGCUCUAUUUUUCUUUUUUUAAAAAGCUUGCAAACAUUUCCCUGUGACUUUAUUUCCCUAUGAGUUUAUCCCUAUUUUCUCUUGAUUGGUGGUUCUUCUGCAUCUAAAAAGAAGAGAGAGCCUGAUGUAAUACCAUAGCUUUGAUAAUACUCCUUGAACAGGAUAUUGUUAUGACCUUUGGUCCCUACUGCUUGCACAUUAUAAGUGCAGUUGAAUGAACU